Molecule: messenger RNA, 676 nt
Organism: Ornithodoros turicata
Lineage: Eukaryota; Metazoa; Arthropoda; Arachnida; Ixodida; Argasidae
Gene: Sumo
Product: small ubiquitin-related modifier 3-like
Exons: 3
Coding region: 92-388 (98 amino acids)
Biological process (GO): protein sumoylation
Cellular component (GO): nucleus
Molecular function (GO): protein tag activity; ubiquitin-like protein ligase binding
Source: RefSeq, a predicted model, not a curated record
GCUUUCGUAAAUGAGUAAAAGCUGUCACAGUGGUGGUUUGUGAUUGUGGAGUUUGAUUAUCGCAGGUUCACAUAAUUUAUAUUACCCGAAAAUGUCAGACGAUAAAAAGGACGUCAAACCAGAUAACGAACAAAUUAACUUGAAAGUCGUAGGUCAAGACGGAAGCGUUGUCCACUUCAAGAUCAAGAAGCAUACCCCUCUACGGAAACUUAUGACAACGUACUGCGACAGAGCUGGCCUGAGCGUGCAGAACGUGAGGUUUCGCUUCGAUGGUCAACCUAUCAAUGAAACUGACACACCGGCCGGCUUAGAAAUGGAAGACGACGACACAAUUGACGUCUUCCAACAACAGACAGGUGGGACACAGCGACCAAACCGUACAAUGUGACUGUCGCGCAGCACUUCUCCUCUCAAGGUGUACCAUGGGAGAGAACAAUUGUAAAUAUAGGAACACCAAAAGUCUACUGCUUGUUCUGCCUUUCUUUUAUACUUCCCACUUGCGAGGGUCGGCAUACCUGCCCGAAGGCGGAGUAUUCCGACCCGUGUACAGCUUUACCUUGAAAGACAUGUCACUGGUGUUAAAGUUGCAGAAAGCCAGGAGCAGUGUGUUGCGUUUUAAAAGUUUUUCGAUGUGAUGUCGGCCGAAACUGAAAAUAAAUGUGUCCUGUUGUGUCAA